UGAGAUGAACUGCAAGGUGCAUUCAGAAACAGUGGAAGACUGAAUUAGGUUCAUUCUUUGUGGAUGUUUUAAGCAAAGCAUUGGAAAGAACGCUGGGGCUGGAUGGGAUGGAUUGAGUCAGCACAGAGAUUCCUGAGACAGAGCUCCACAACGUGCUGCUGCUGCUGGAGAAGGUGAAAAGGUGAUGUGAGCCCUGCUCUGAUGAACACUCUCUCACAGCCAGGCUCUGUUCCUCUGGCACAAGGAAUAUGCUGGACCAUAUCAGACAUGAAUGCAGAGCAUGUGGUGGUCACUCAGGAAACUCUAGUGGAGCAGUUAGUGAAAAAUUAUCCAGGCAUUGCAGUGCCCUCCCACAAUGCAUUAUAUAAUAUCCUUGGCACUCUAAUUAAGGAAAGAAAAAUCUAUCACACAGGAGAAGGAUAUUUCAUUGUGGCUCCCAACACUUACUUCAUCCCAAAUGAUGCCACAGAAGACAACAGAAGGAUCCUGCUGGAGGACAGCUGUUGCUGUUCAUCCCCUUCCGUCACUGACCUGGUGAACAUUAAGUCCUGCACAGACCUAGUGAAAGAAAGCAUUCCUACAGUAUCCUGUUACAGAUCCUGCCAUUGCUUCCCUGACCAAAAUGAACUCUGUGAGCAAAGGCAAGGGCAGGUGAGUAGCCAUGGAUCUAAUGCACAGGGACAGAGAGGCUGCAGUGAAUUGAAGCCUUCAGCUCAAACUCAAGGCAUCUCCACAUCUGCUGAGAACCAUUCCUGGGACACCAUCAAAUCCCUGACAUCUGUGAAAGCAAAACUGAAAAGCAAAAUGUUUGGCCUUGGCCUCUUCUGGAGAAGUGGUUCUAAGCAAGAAAAACACAAGAAGGAGUACUCCACUUUCUCAGGCCAGUUUCCUCCCCAGGAGUGGCCAGUCAGAGAUGAAGAUGACCUGGACAACAUUCCACGUGAUAUUGAACAUGAAAUCAUCAAGCGAAUUAACCCCACUCUUACCGUGGAUAAUUUGAUUAAACACACAAUAUUAAUGCAGAAGUUUGAGGAGCAGAAAAAAUGCAGCAGUGAAGAGAAAAAAUACAUCAGUGAUGGUACCUUGGCUGAAGUGCCAACACUCAGGCAAAACCACCUCUCAAAGGAUCGUAUUCAAAGGGCACCAAGUAAAACAGCAAAACACACCAGGAAAAGCAGAUCCAAGAGGGAAAAGCAGAUGAGCAGGAAACCUUACAGACAGAAGGUAACACCCCAAAAUGUGCAACUGGCAGAGAGCUUUUCCCUGCCCAACAAACCCCAGGAGCCGCCUGCUGCAGCAGUGCAAUCCCAGGGGAUCUACAAGAGGCAGAUUAAGAAUCCUUUCCAGGGUCUGCCAUGGAGAGCUCGCAGCUUUCCUGCCAGGGGGCACCAGGGUGGUGCCAGCAGCCAGCUCCAGUGCCAGACUCGCAAGGGAGCAAGGGCUUCCCACAGGCCACAGCCCUCGGCCUCCUCAGGACCCUCUGGCUGUGAAACUGAAAGGCUGGGGGCAGAAAGUGAGGCUGGCAAAGCCAAGCAAAACAACCCACUCCGUGUUCAUAGGUGUGACCUUCAGCUAAAGACAGACAGUGUCAGUGAAAGGGGUGGUUAUGCACAAGGCAGUAAUGUGCACAUAGAGAACAGAAGGAGAUACUUCCUGGACAGUAAGAUUUGUGAAGAAAAUGUCUAUAAAAGAACAGUAAACAAGAAAUCCCCUUGCUCCUACGCUGAAGAUAGUGGUGUGUGCAAAGAGGAUGCAAGAUGUCCAUCCCACCUGAAGGAUGAGCAUUGCAGAUGCAAAGCAGACGCUGUAUGUGAGCUCUUAGAUCAAACAGCCAGUGACUUUCAAAAUGUCCAUCUUUCAAAUUGCACGGCCAGUGUUAAGCUGGCCCCCAAAAACGGUGUGACAUACAGAGCAAAGACUGAACAGAGUGAACUUCCAUUUAACCACCCUGGACCAAGGGAGCUGGAAAGGGAAGGGUUCACUGCUAACUCCCAUCUUCUACUUUUCACUGCUACUGAACGCCUCUCUGCGGUAGUUUCGGAGGCUGAAGCCGUCGGUUUGUAA
Melozone crissalis (California towhee) is the source of this 2064-nucleotide messenger RNA. RefSeq names its product storkhead box 1 (gene STOX1). Gene Ontology annotation, cellular component: cytoplasm; nucleus. Lineage: Eukaryota; Metazoa; Chordata; Aves; Passeriformes; Passerellidae. The record is from RefSeq and is a predicted model, not a curated record. Gene Ontology annotation, molecular function: DNA-binding transcription activator activity, RNA polymerase II-specific; RNA polymerase II transcription regulatory region sequence-specific DNA binding. Gene Ontology annotation, biological process: positive regulation of transcription by RNA polymerase II.